GUUGUCUGGGCGCCGUAGCGCGGAGCGGACGCCUCUACGAACUCGCGCUACGCCGUAGCACGUGCUACGACACCGAUGAAAAAGUGCUCCGGGCCAAAAAUGUGAUACAAAAAGUACACUCGUGGAAAAAAUUGCUCAAUUUAAUUUUUCUUUUUUAUUCUAAAGUGUGGUGACUUGAAUUGUGGUGACCAUGGAGUGGACUUUGUUCCUGGUGGCCUGUCUUUUCUCCACGGCAGCCGGUAACCCGGCAAAAAUGGACUCAAAACGGGACCACUGCAACAAGACAGUUGAGAUAUACGAAGACGUAUCCUCCCCUCCCGUGACGUCAGAGAACUUUGGGAGGCCUCUCACUUGCACAUAUAGGUUUAGAGCUUUCCGAGGGUCGCCAAAGGAUUGGAUACUAAGGAUUAGGUUCAAAAAGUUCAAAGUUGGUACCUUGAUCAAUGGUACGACAUGCCACAAGGGAUAUAUGCAGAUAGUCGACGGCAACGCAAAAACAGAUGUCUCAAACAGAAAAGAACCAGGUCUCUUCUGUGGAGAAAUCGAACAACCACAAACGUUUAUAUCAGAGACCAACUUCGUGAAGAUUGUGUUCCAUGCCGACAACUUCACUGAUCAAACUUACUUCAGCUUCGAUUCCAGAGCUGAGCAACAAUUCGAAGUGUAUCUCCGUUACGGGCAGCAUCCAGAACUGUAUCCUAAUAGAAGAGGGGAAGUUGUUGCUGGGUCAUAUUGUGAGAGGGUGUUCCGAGAUUGCCGCUUGCAAACGUGUUAUGUACAGUCUGCUGCCUACCCUGGAGUGUAUCCAAGAAAUCUUCAUUGCAGAUACCAUCUAAACACGAGGCUUCCAUACAUAAAAUUGUACAUAGAAAAUGAAGAAUUCAAUAUAGACGGACAGCGCUGCGAGAAUAUCAUGACUUGUCCUAUGAGACCCAUAACUUCUGGAUCAGAAAACUGUCCGUACGAUUACAUAAGGAUAUAUGACGGGAAGGAUGAAUCGGCAUCAGUGAUUGGCACUUUCUGCGGCAUGGGCAAGUUCCCCUACUCCAUCAUUGGAACUUCGCAAGAUCUGUUCGUGGAGUUUGUCAGCUCUCCUGCAGGUCCACUUCUAAACACCGGCUUCCACUUCAACGUGGGCAACUGGCCCGGCCACGUGGAAGCUCCAGGGUCGAAGGUCGGCACCUGUGACUGGCUGCUCACAGCAGAAACCCUGAAGAAGUCUGGAGACACUGAAGGCAUCUUCCUCUCAGUAGCCCAUUGGUAUCCACCUCAUACGUCUUGCACGUAUCUCAUGCAAGGAUUCCCUGGGCAGGUUGUUAGGUUAUAUUUUCCAAGUUUCCGAAUAAACCGCAUCGAAUCCCCAAUCCAGCCAUGGACUGGUGACUGCGGAGAAUCCCUCACAUUGUACGACGCGCCCAGACCUGAUGAUGCUCGCAUCAUCAAGACCUUCUGCGACACUUUCAGUAGACCCAUGGAGAAACACGACUUUGUGUCCACUGGGAACGCUAUGUUCGUUAGGUUUGAGAGCAAGACUGGGAGUUAUAGUGGAUCUUCCCUCUACUACUGGGCACAUUACGACUUCUUCAACAACACCCGUUUCGGUGAACCAGUGCAAGGAACAGCAUGUGAUGAAAUCAUAGCAUCCUGGAAGCAGCGAGCUGGUAGACUACGGUCUCCUUUGAACACUCUGGUAUAUAAGCAAGCGUCGCCAGGCGAAGAUGUCCAUUGCUUGUACAGAUUUGUGACAGACAAACGAAUUUAUGCACGAGUUAUAUUGACUGUCCUGAGUGUUAAUUUCAAGGAACACCCCUACACCUCAGUAUCCUGUCAAAACUGCUACGAAGAUCGAGCAGACAAGCUGAUCAUUUGGGAGCCAUACCCUGCCGGGAAGUCACCCAACGUUACUGCACCAGGAGUAAGCACCACACCUCUCCCACUGCAUUUAGCUGUCCAGCGGUCCCUAGGGUCCUGUUUAUGUGCUAAACAUGCAAACGCCGUGUCAAGAGCAAGACCAUAUAGAGUAGUAUCUUCAGGUGAAAGCUUGAAUCUCCAACUGAUAGUAGACAAUGCUCACGCAGCCGCUUCUUACUUCAAAAACCCUUCACCAUUGUUUGAAGCCCGCUAUGAAUUCGUUCAUGGCCCUCUUUGUGGCCCAGCGGUCUUGGCAGCUGCCUCAGAUGGAGAAAUAGUUUACCCGCAUUUAGAAGCUUUAGGCUACAUGGAACCGCCAAAAAGGAUUCAGUGCAUUUGGGAUCUAGAGAUCGAAGAAAAGAGGGAUAUAUGGUUGCACUUUGAAAGCAUCAAGUUCGCUUCCCGUCAUUGUGAGGAUGGUAAUAUUCAAAUCUAUUUACCAGGAAGAUUAGAUCCCUAUUUGUCUGUAUGUGGAGAUAAUGUAUCAGAAACUGAAAAACUGCCAAUAUUGUCAGCUGGUGAACUGGGAUUCGAGUCUUUAGAUGACCCAUUAGUUAUAGAAAAGGAAAAGACGAGGUCUAUUCGAAUAGUCUUCAUCGGUAGUGCAUCCCCAGCACGAGCUGCUUUCAAAAUUGCUUGGACUGGACUAUACCAUUUACCUAAGAACUCUGACGGUACUCUUAUGACGUCACGAUUAACUGAUGGAGAAAUGAAAUCAUCUGAAUCUGGCCACGGUUGUGAUUUCAUAUGUCCUGGUGAAGCAUUAUGCAUACCAGCAAGAUUAAUCUGCAAUGGUGUAGUAAACUGUCCAAACGUGACAUCGGGGGAUCGUAAAUUCUGGACAGCUGACGAAAAGAGAGCUAGAGAAGCAUAUUCUGAGGAUAGUCUCCGACGACUCGGAUAUUUAGACUUGUUGGGAGGACUUCCAUUAGGUCAGCUUCAUGAUGAAGCGCCAGAGCUGUGUGCAAAGGCGAGGAGUAUUGGAGGUGGUGAUUGGACGGCACCUGCCUUGGGUGCUGGGUUAGCGAUUGCUAUUGGUGUAUGUGCCCUGGGCGCGGCGUGGCGCCUGUGCUGCCGCAAGCGGUCGCCGGACGAGGAGUCGCUGGACUACUGACACGCGGCCCGCGGUGCGCCGCACGCACCGCCGUCGCUGCACUCGCGCUCCACGUCCCGCGACCUGCCCAUGGACUGGAGCCUCCAUUGACAGACGCUAUAUUGAGCGCCGGAGCCCUCCUUUGUUGAUUACUGAGAACCAAGUUCUUUACAUGUUAUUGUUACCCGGAUAAUUGUGAAUAUCAAAUACCUAAGAUUUCACACUCCAGUCAAUUUUCACUAAGAAUGUUUCUAUAUUUAACUCUGUAUACGUACAGUUGCGAGCAGAAGCCGUUGCGUGACGAAAGCCUGUUUUGGUAAUGUACAAAAUUUACGAUUGCUGUGGAUCGUUGGAUCAGUCUAAUUUGUUAACAACAACUAAUGGUGAU
Messenger RNA from Helicoverpa armigera (cotton bollworm), 3392 nucleotides. RefSeq lists its product as uncharacterized. Lineage: Eukaryota; Metazoa; Arthropoda; Insecta; Lepidoptera; Noctuidae. The transcript has 12 exons. The record is from RefSeq and is a predicted model, not a curated record. Gene Ontology annotation, cellular component: plasma membrane. The coding region runs from base 191 to 3025 and encodes 944 amino acids.